Messenger RNA from Sphaerodactylus townsendi, 1540 nucleotides. It is a transcript of the gene NUCB2, whose product is annotated as nucleobindin 2. The record is from RefSeq and is a predicted model, not a curated record. Lineage: Eukaryota; Metazoa; Chordata; Lepidosauria; Squamata; Sphaerodactylidae. Gene Ontology annotation, molecular function: calcium ion binding. Gene Ontology annotation, cellular component: extracellular exosome; endoplasmic reticulum-Golgi intermediate compartment.
UCCUAUUGCUAUGGGAACGGGAACUAGGUAUUGCCGGAGUCUUGCUUAAAAGGGGGUGUACCAUCAAAAAGAUUUUUUUAAGGGGAGGGGGUUGAGAAGGAAGGGAAAAAAGAAGUGCCAGGUAUUUUGUGCUGCUAUUGCUAGGUUUAUUGUAGGCUGUAAGGGGUGGUCCUGUCCUAGUGGACUCCGUCACAGUGGAAACGGCUCAUCAGCUGAAGGCAAGGACGCUCAGGAUUACUCUGUUCUUAUCUGCACAGCUAUGAAUCGUAGCCAGCUAAAGAUAAGAUGGAGAACUUUAUUACGACAAUGUGUUUUGUUGCUGACCUAUCUUAUAAUCACACUGGAAGCAGUGCCUAUAGAUGUAGACAAGACAAAAGUGCAAAAGGAAGAACAAAUAGAAAGUGCAAAAAUAGAUAAUCCAGAUACUGGCCUUUACUAUGAUGCAUACCUCAGGCAAGUGAUAGAUGUUUUGGAAACAGACAAACAUUUCAGAGAGAAGCUUCAGACAGCUGAUAUUGAGGAAAUAAAGAAUGGUAAAUUAAGCAAAGAGCUAGACUUAGUAAGCCAUCAUGUGAGAACAAAGCUAGAUGAACUGAAAAGACAAGAAGUUGCAAGAUUAAGGAUGCUAAUUAAAGCCAAAAUCGAUUCAUUUCAAGAUUCUGGCAUAGACCAUCAAUCCCUUCUCAAGCAGUUUGAGCAUUUAAACCACCAGAACCCUCACACUUUUGAAGCUAAAGACUUGGACAUGCUAAUCAGAACGGCCACAAGCGACUUGGAAAAUUAUGACAAGGCUCAUCAUGAUGAAUUUAAGAGGUAUGAGAUGAUGAAGGAACACGAAAGAAGAGAAUACUUAAAAACGCUGGAUGAAGAAAAGAGACACCAAGAAGAAUCCAAAUAUGAGGAAAUGAAGAAAAAGCAUGGUGAUCACCCCAAAGUUAACCAUCCUGGAAGCAAAGACCAACUGAAAGAGGUAUGGGAAGAAGCAGAUGGGCUAGAUCCCAGUGACUUUGAUCCAAAGACAUUUUUUAAGUUGCACGAUGUCAGCCAUGAUGGUUUUCUGAAAUAGAGCAGGGUAGAAGCCCUGUUUACUAAAGAGCUAGAGAAAGUCUAUGAUCCCAAAAAUGAAGAGGAUGACAUGGUAGAAAUGGAAGAAGAGAGACUCCGAAUGAGAGAGCAUGUAAUGAAUGAGGUUGACAUUAAUAGAGACCGGUUGGUAACUUUGGAUGAAUUCAUGAGAGCUACAGAGAAAAAAGAGUUUUUGGAGCCAGAAAGCUGGGAGACUCUUGACCAACAGCAGCUCUUCACUGAAGAGGAGCUGAAGGAAUUUGAAAGUCACAUUUUCCAGCAAGAAGAUGAACUGCAAAAGAAAGCAAAAGAACUUCAAAGACAGAAGGAAGAACUUGAGAGACAACAAGACCAGCUUCAGGCUCAGAGACAAGAGCUCCAGCAGGCUGUACAACAGAUGGAACUCAAGAAGUUACAGCAAGGACUUCCUCCUUCAAAUCCCAAUGGAGAGCUAAAAUUUCAACCACGUAUGUGA